UCCCCCCAACUGUAAUGACUAGUUAUUUUAAUAUAAUUUUAAUGGCUUAUGUUCACAGUUAUCAAGAAACCACAUAUUUACCAUGGAACCGUCUAUGAAUGAUUCAGCAAUAAAUGCCAAUUCUGGAGUGUUGACAAUUCCAACAGUUAUUAAACAGGAAAAUAUUGAUGAAGAUCAAUCAUUACAGAUAGGAACUCAGACUGAAGAAAAUGGUACAACUUAUAUAAAAGAGGAAAUAGAUGAGAUCGGGGCUGCUGAAUUUAUUAGUACAGUAAUUGUCAAUCAAACCCUAGAACAUAUAAAUCAUAUAAAUUCAGAUUUAACAUCAAACAGCUAUAAAAGGACAAAAAGCGGAAAAAAGCGAACUCAGACUGAAGAAAAUGGUACAACUUAUAUAAAAGAGGAAAUAGAUGAGAUCGGGGCUGCUGAAUUUAUUAGUGCAGUAAAUGUCAACCAAAACCAAGAACACAUAAAUCAUAUAAAUUCAGAUUUCACAUCAAACAGCUGUAAAAAUACAAAUAGUAGUGAAAUGAAAUAUGAAUGUGAAUUCUGUGAGAAAGUCUUUAUUUAUAAAUCACAAUUAAAGAUUCAUUCUAGGAAACAUACCGCUGAAAAACCAUAUAAAUGUGACAUUUGUGAGAAAGCCUAUUUUCAAAAUUCAAAUUUAAGGACACAUUCAAUGACACAUACCGGUGAAAAGCCUUAUGAAUGUGGAAUAUGUACGAAAGCCUUUACUCAAAAUUCACAUUUAAUUAUUCACUCAAGGACGCAUACUGGUGACAAGCCUUUUAUAUGUGGAAUAUGUACGAAAGCCUUUACUCAAAAUUCACAUUUAAUUACUCACUCAAGGACACAUACUGGUGACAAGCCUUUUAUAUGUGGAAUAUGUGAGAAAGCCUUUUCUCGCAAACAAUAUUUGACGAACCAUACAAGGAUACAUAAUGGAAAAAAGCUGUAUCAAUGUGAUAGUUGUGAUGAAGCUUUUUAUUUCAAAAAUAUUUUAAAGGGGCAUAAAAAGACUCAUACCAGUGAAAAUUUGUCUAAAUGUGACAUCUGUGAUAGGACUUUUAAAACGUUAACUAGUUUAACACGCCAUAUAAAGACACUUCAUUUCUGA
Molecule: messenger RNA, 1117 nt
Organism: Acyrthosiphon pisum (pea aphid)
Lineage: Eukaryota; Metazoa; Arthropoda; Insecta; Hemiptera; Aphididae
Product: zinc finger protein 525-like
Exons: 4
Coding region: 83-1117 (344 amino acids)
Biological process (GO): regulation of DNA-templated transcription
Molecular function (GO): DNA-binding transcription factor activity, RNA polymerase II-specific; RNA polymerase II cis-regulatory region sequence-specific DNA binding
Source: RefSeq, a predicted model, not a curated record